Messenger RNA from Loxodonta africana (African savanna elephant), 1132 nucleotides. It is a transcript of the gene KLK14, whose product is annotated as kallikrein related peptidase 14. Gene Ontology annotation, molecular function: serine-type endopeptidase activity. Bases 1 to 753 code for a protein of 250 amino acids. The transcript is spliced from 5 exons. Gene Ontology annotation, biological process: proteolysis. The record is from RefSeq and is a predicted model, not a curated record. Lineage: Eukaryota; Metazoa; Chordata; Mammalia; Proboscidea; Elephantidae.
AUGUUCUUCCUGCUGACUGCACUUCAAAUCUUAGCUAUAGCCAUGGUACAGAGCCAAGAGGAUGAGAACAAGAUAAUUGGUGGCUAUGCAUGCACCCGGAACUCCCAACCAUGGCAGGCGGCCCUACUGGCAGGCCCCGAGCGUCGCUUCCUCUGUGGAGGGGUCCUGCUGUCAGACCAGUGGGCCAUCACUGCUGCUCACUGUGCCCGACCGAUCCUUCGGGUAGCCCUGGGCAAGAACAACCUGAACAGAUGGGAAGCCACACAACAGGUGUUGCGUGUGGUUCGCCAAGUGCCACACCCUCAAUACAACUCCCAGACCCACAACAAUGACCUGAUGAUGCUACGGCUGCAGCGACCUGCCCGCCUGGGGAGGGCAGUGGCGCCCAUCACAGUGGCCCAGUCCUGUGCCAGCCCUGGGACCACCUGCCUUGUGUCAGGCUGGGGCACCACAUCCAGCCCCAUUGCCAGGUACCCCGGCUCUCUGCAGUGUGUGAACAUCAGCAUCUUCUCUGAUCAGGAGUGCCGGCAAGCCUAUUCCGGGGCAAUCACUCCUGGCAUGGUUUGUGCAGGGGCCCCCCAGGGAGGCAAGGACGCAUGUCAGGGUGACUCUGGGGGACCCCUGGUGUGUGGAGGACAGCUCCAGGGCCUCGUAUCCUGGGGGAUGGAGAGCUGUGCCCUGCGUGGUUACCCAGGGGUCUACACCAACCUGUGCCAAUACCAAAACUGGAUCCAGGAAACGAUGCGGGACUAGUGAUCAUUGGUGUGGCCUUGCCUGUGGCCACCAGCUUCCUCUUGUGUUUUCCCUGAACCCCUCCUCCCUCAGACUCAGGAGUCCUGCCUCCAGCCCCCUGCUCGCUCAGACCCAGGAGUCCAGGGCCCUAGCCCCCUCCUCUCUCAGGCCUGGGGUCCAGGCCCCAGUCCCCUCUCUCCCUCAAACCCAGGAGUCCAGGCCCCAGUCCCUCCUCCUUCAGACCCAGGAAUCCAGGCCCCCAGCACCCUCCUCCCCCAGACCCAGGAGUCCUGGCCCCAGUCCCCUCCUUCCUCAGACCCAGAAGUCCAGACGCUACCCUCCUGGUCCUUACGUCUGGGUCAGAACUCUCAUUUCUCAAAGAAGUUUCUUCAGGUUUUCU